Vitrella brassicaformis is the source of this 1108-nucleotide messenger RNA. NCBI's taxonomy places the organism in Eukaryota, Vitrellaceae. The record is from the annotation of a GenBank genome assembly.
AUGCCACGGGGCAUCCUGCAGAGGUGGGGCUAUCACAAAGCCAACGGCGAGCCGGCGUGCCGCGGCGCCACCAUCCCUCGCCCGCCCAACAGGACGUCGGCGUGCCCCCACCUCAAGACGUUCCUCAAGUGAGGGAGCUGCACACACACAUACACAAUGGCAGCCAAUGGCAGCCAAUGUAUUUCGCUGCAGGUAUGGCCGUCGGUCGGGUGACGUCAGCAAGCGCCGGGAGGUGGCGUGGAUAUACGUCGGCAGCCACAACAUCAGCAAAGUGAGUGAGCCGAGAGAGCUGGUGCGACCAUUCAGUCGCUCUGUCCAUCUGUGUGUCUGGACCAGGUGGCGUGGGGCCAGCUGAGCAACCACGACUCGCAGCUAUACAUCCGGUCGUACGAGCUGGGCAUCCUCAUCUCACCACACACACUUCGCGGCCUCAUCCCUCUGACCCCACCCCAUACCACCCCACACACACCGCCGACCGGCUCAUCGUCUUCCAGCAGCAGCAGCAGCGGCGCCGCCACGCCAAUGCGGUCCUUCAUGUGGCACAAGCGCGAUGACGCAGGUCGGUCGACACAGACGCAGCGCGGCUAUCGCGUCUUGCUUAUGUGACGUGUGUGUGUCGGCCUGCCUGUGUGCACCUCAGGGCCCUCUCCCCUUCCCCGUAUGUAUGCGGCCACAGCACGGUGCCCGAGCGGUCCGCCUGGUGUGCCACUUGUUGGUGUGCCUCUGCCCUACCCCCUGCCACCGGUGCCCUACGGCCCAUCGGAUGCGGUGUGGACCAAGGACGGCACGCAUACAGGGCGGGACAGCCUUGGGCGGGCGUAUGAUGCCGACCAGAAGAGUGUGCGGGAGGGCUUUUCGCGGGCUGACUUCUGAGUCAGGGCAGAUACAUUCACACAUACAUCCAGCAAUCAGUUGUAUGGGUGCGAGUGCAACUGAGUCGGUCUGUGUGGCUCUGUUCGUCUGGCUUGCAAGUUUCUCAAUCCUUUUGUGUCUGGCCUCGGCAGCCUCCCGUGGUGCAGUAGAAAGGGAACGGCCUUGGUAUGCAUGAUGCUCCACGCACGACUUGUCAGUGUACCUUCGCCGCUCAUCAAUGUUAUCCCUGUCAAAC